Molecule: messenger RNA, 1251 nt
Organism: Lasiosphaeria miniovina
Lineage: Eukaryota; Fungi; Ascomycota; Sordariomycetes; Sordariales; Lasiosphaeriaceae
Exons: 3
Coding region: 1-1251 (416 amino acids)
Biological process (GO): NADPH regeneration
Cellular component (GO): cytoplasm
Molecular function (GO): nucleotide binding; oxidoreductase activity
Source: RefSeq, a predicted model, not a curated record
AUGGAGCCGCUCAAUGUCUUGAUGGUCGGCACGGGGGAGUACACGACGGGGUUUGUCGGCACCGGAGCGUCUGGCUCAGACAAGAAAGUUGGCGUUGUCGGGCUUUCCAUGUUUGAUCUCAGGCGCAGGGGAAAGGUUGGCAAGCUGGGGAUGGUUGGUGUCAAUGGAACAAAGUUCCCGGCGAUCCGCGACCACCUGCACAACAACAUCACGCUCGCCUACAACAAUCUCGACACCUCGUUCGAGUCGUCCCCGGCCGACCACGUCAAGGACCCCGACGCGUUCCGGGCUGCCAUUGACAGGCUCGGCCCCGGAGAUGCCAUAACCAUCUUCACGCCAGACACAACCCACUACCCCAUCGCCCUCUACGCCAUCGAGCGCGGCAUCCACGUCAUGAUCACCAAGCCCGCCGUCAAGCUUCUCGAGCACCACGUCGCUUUGCUCGAGGCGGCCGAGAAGCACGGCGUCUACGUCUACAUAGAGCACCACAAGCGAUACGACCCCGCCUACUCGGACGCAAAGUUCAGGGCCAAGAAGCUGGGCGACUUCAACUACUUCUACAGCUACAUGUCGCAGCCCAAGUCGCAGCUCGAGACCUUCAAGGCGUGGGCCGGGGUCGACUCGGACAUCUCGUACUACCUCAACAGCCACCACGUCGACAUAUGCGACUCGAUGGUGUCGCAGCUGGGCUACGUCCCGGUGAAGGUGUCGGCGUCGGCGUCGACGGGCACCGCGGCCGGCCUCGGCUGCGUCGAGGGCACCGAGGACACCAUCUCGCUGCUGGUGCACUGGGAGAAGCCGGCGGACCCGAGCAAGCACGCGACGGGGGUCUACACGGCGUCGUGGACGGCGCCGCAGCGAGCCGGCGUGCACAGCAACCAGUACUUCCACUACCUGGCCUCGGGCGGCGAGCUCCGCAUCGACCAGGCCAAGCGCGGCUACGACGUGGCCGACGACGCCGCCGGCCAGCUGAUGUGGUACAACCCCUUCUACAUGCGGUACGCGCCCGACGAGGACGGCAACUUCAACGGCCAGAGCGGCUACGGCUACGUGUCUAUGGAGAAGUUCGUCGACGGGUGCCGCGCGGUCAACGCCGGCACGCUGAAGCCGGCCGACCUGGACGCUAAGGGCCUCCCGACGUUGAGGAACACCAUUGCCACGACGGCCAUCCUCGAGGCGGGCCGGCGGAGCCUCGACGAGCACAGGGAGGUGAGGAUCGAGAAAACGGACGGCACCUGGAAGUUGAUCUAG